Ochotona princeps (American pika) is the source of this 1665-nucleotide messenger RNA. RefSeq names its product lipase family member K (gene LIPK). Gene Ontology annotation, molecular function: hydrolase activity, acting on ester bonds. Gene Ontology annotation, cellular component: intracellular membrane-bounded organelle. The coding region runs from base 210 to 1439 and encodes 409 amino acids. The transcript is spliced from 10 exons. The record is from RefSeq and is a predicted model, not a curated record. Lineage: Eukaryota; Metazoa; Chordata; Mammalia; Lagomorpha; Ochotonidae.
UUCUGAGCUGUUUAAAACAGAGCAUGUUCCACUGACAGCUGUCUCUGGAAGAGCUUGGACUCAAGCUGAAGCUACAAGGUCUUGAAGACAAUCUCUGAGAAACUUAAGAGAUCCGAAUGGUGCUAUGAAAAUAUUGCACCAGAUUUCACUCAGUAGAAUAUCUCUGACUACAGAUUUGUCAAAAUUUCCCUUCUCAGGAAGAUCCCCAAAUGUGGCAGCUUUUAGCCGCAGCAUGCUGGAUACUUCUUCAUGGACCAGUAGGCAGCAGUAAGGAAAGCAGCACCACAAAUCCUGAAGCUAAGAUGAAUAUUAGUCAGAUUAUUUCUUACUGGGGCUAUCCUUAUGAAAAGUAUGAUGUUGUGACACAAGAUGGUUAUAUCCUUGGAAUUUACAGGAUUCCUCAUGGAAAAGAAUGUCAACGGAAGCCAGACCCCAGGCCUGCUGUCUAUUUGCAGCAUGGCGUGAUUUCAUCAGCCACUGACUGGAUUUCCAACCUGCCCAACAACAGCCUGGCUUUCCUUCUGGCAGAUAAUGGUUAUGAUGUGUGGUUAGGGAAUAGCCGAGGGAAUACUUGGUCCAGAAAACAUCUGAAAUUGUCACCGAAGUCUUCAGAAUACUGGGCUUUCAGUUUUGAUGAGAUGGCUAAAUAUGACCUUCCAGCCACAAUCAAUUUUAUCACAGAGAAAACUGGACAAGAGCAACUCUACUACGUGGGUCACUCCCAGGGCACCACCAUAGCUUUUGUAGCCUUCUCUAUAAAUCCAGAACUGGCUAAAAGGAUUAAGAUAUAUUUUGCACUUGCUCCAGUUACCACAUUGAAAUAUUCUCAAAAUCCUUUGAAGAAACUCAAAACUCUCCCUAGAAGAGCAGUCAAGAUUUUGUUUGGUGAUAAAAUGUUCCGCUCUCAAACCAAGUUUGAUCAGUUCAUUGCCACCAAAGUGUGCAACCGGAAAGUAUUCCAUCGUGCUUGCAGCAACUUCUUAUUUGCCAUGGCUGGAUUUAAUGCAAAAAACUUAAACAUGAGUCGCUUGGAUGUUUAUUUCUCACAGACCCCUGCGGGAACAUCUGUUCAGAAUAUGCUGCACUGGGCCCAGGUUGCUAAUUCUGGUCAGUUCCACGGUUUUGACUGGGGAAAUCCUGAUCAAAAUAACUUGCAUUUCCAGCAGCCUACACCUCCUUUAUACAACAUUACUAAGAUUGAAGUUCCGACAGCAGUGUGGAGUGGCGGACAAGAUAUUGUGGCUGAUCCCAAGGAUAUUGAAAUUUUACUGCCCCAAAUUGCAAACCUCAUCUAUUACAAGAAUAUACCAUACUACAACCAUGUGGAUUUUUACCUGGGAAUGGAUGCACCCCAGGAAAUUUACCAAGACAUAAUCAGAUUGAUGAAGGAAUAUUCACAAAAUUGUCAAUAUUUUUUUCUCCAAGCAAGUGGAUUUUGAUAAUAAUAAAUGGGACAAACCCUCAAAAUGAUCCCAGAUGAUCUUUUUGCCCUCUACUGUCUAAACCUUUGUGUGAUCCUCUGUCCUUGAGUGUGAGUAGAACUUGAGAUUUCCAUCUAGCGCACAGCUUUGGUAAAAAGAAGACAGAUGUCACAGCCUUGGUAAGGCAAAGGUGAUGGACGGUCACUCUCCAGGUGCACUACAUGAUACAACCUGUUUUCACAGA